This is a messenger RNA of Dermatophagoides pteronyssinus (European house dust mite), 1105 nucleotides long. RefSeq names its product sterol O-acyltransferase 1-like. Gene Ontology annotation, cellular component: endoplasmic reticulum membrane. Lineage: Eukaryota; Metazoa; Arthropoda; Arachnida; Sarcoptiformes; Pyroglyphidae. The record is from RefSeq and is a predicted model, not a curated record.
AUUUAUGAUUUUCAUUUUAUAUUUUCAAUAAUUAUUAUGGCUGAAAUGUUUCGUUUGAUAAUGAAAUCACAUUCAUUUUAUAUUGAAAAUCGUAAUCUACAAAUAACCGAUGAACAAUUACAAUUAUUGAUACGAAAUCGAAAACAAUCGUCUACAAAUCAAUCAAAAAAUAUGUGGACAAUUUUUCAAAUCUGGCAACAUCAAUCAUCACCACAGCCACAAUUCACGGCAUGGCUAUAUUUUCUAUUUGCACCGACAUUAAUUUAUCGACAUUCAUAUCCACGAACCAAAUCGAUUCGUUGGAAAUUCGUUGUCAAUUAUUCAUUGCAAUUGUUAUUCACUUUAAUUUUUUGGUGCUACUUAAAUAUGGCAAUCAUAAUCAAACAUAAUUUACAUCAAUUAAAUUUACAUAAAUAUUAUUGGCAUGAUAUGUUUGGUCAUCUAUUUAAUAUAUGGAUAAUGGGUAUAUUCAAUUAUUAUUGUCUAUUUUAUACAAUAUUUCAUUUAUGGCAUAAUAUUACUGGUGAACUAUUACGAUUUGCUGAUCGUCAUUAUUAUGAUUCAUUUUGGAAUGUUAAUUCACUGAAACAAUAUUAUCGACAAUGGAAUAUUAUUGUUCAGGAAUGGAUUUAUUAUUAUGUAUAUCUAUCUAUUCAUCAAUGGAUCAAAAAUCAUUUCUUAACAACAAUUUUCGUAACAAUUUUAUCGGCAUUUGUACAUGAAUUUAUUAUUGCCUUAAGUUUAGGAUUUUGUUUUCCAUUACUUUUUUUGUUGUUUGGUUUUGGUGGUUGUAAGUUUUUCUUUUUGAAAUCUUUGAUUUUUAAAAUAUUUUAUUUUCUCUCCCAACCAGUCAUUUGCGAUAUGAUAAAUCAUCAUAAUAUUGGCAAUAAAAGAUGGCAAAAUAUGUUUUUUAUAUUUCAAUUUCAUUUGGGAUUUGGUUUGAUGACAACAUUAUAUUUGUUAGAAGGUUUAUCAAGAAUAAAUUGUCCAAUAAUGACGACAGAAGAAAAUUUACAACAAUAUUUUAUACCAAGAAUGUUAACUUGUAUUACAAUCAAGUGAAUAAAUCAUGACAAUAAAUAAACAUUUUGAAAAUGAUCCAAAA